Balaenoptera musculus (blue whale) is the source of this 3186-nucleotide messenger RNA. RefSeq names its product salvador family WW domain containing protein 1 (gene SAV1). The record is from RefSeq and is a predicted model, not a curated record. The transcript has 5 exons. Gene Ontology annotation, molecular function: molecular adaptor activity; protein binding. Gene Ontology annotation, biological process: regulation of cell population proliferation; apoptotic process; hippo signaling. Bases 782 to 1936 code for a protein of 384 amino acids. Lineage: Eukaryota; Metazoa; Chordata; Mammalia; Artiodactyla; Balaenopteridae.
GACUUGAAUUUACCAGCCCAAAAAACUCCAAGAGGGACGUCCUCUUUCGUGGCCGGGGACGGGAACGCAUCUUGGGGGCGUCACCGGCUCCCUCGAGGUCCUGAGAGAAAAAUCUGCGGGUACAGGAAGCUCCUUUGCAGGAGCGUGCCACGGCCUCCCGCGCUCACUCUGGCGGGUUUCGUCCUUCGUGUCCGCGGGACCUGCUUCUCGCCGAGGGCUAGUGAGGGAAGCCGCAAACCCUCCUGUAGACACCGGGGCCAGCCCGUUAGCUAGGAGCUCAGCAGGCGUCCGGCAGCCCGAGCCGCGCCCCGGAGCUGGGGUGGGGGAGGGGCGCCGGCGCUCGUGCUGCGUCGAGUUUCCCAGAAUUCCCAGCGGCCGCGGGGAAAGUUUACGGGACGUAGGCGGCGGCGGCGGCGGCGGCGGCAGCCGUAGCGGUUAUUAGGCGGCCUGCAGCGGACCAUGGCCCUGCGCGGGCGUCUCUGGCCUCUCUUCUCUGAGUUCUCGGGCAGCGUCGCGGAGCGGGCAGACUUCCGGGAAGGAGCUGACAAGAGAUUGAGCGGUGGCCGGCGCGCUUAGCGCCCCGAACAUGCGGCAGUCCCUGUGGGCGACCCCGGGCUGCGGAGAGGCGGCGGCGGCGGCGGCGGCGGCGGCGGCGGCGGCGGCGGCGGCUCGGGAGGGAAGGAGGCGGCGGCGCCGGCGGAGGUGGCGGCGGGGACGCCCGGCGCCCGGCGCGGAGCCCUAGGGCGGCUGCUUGGUGUGGCCUGGGGCCUCGUGGACAAGGAUGCUGUCCCGAAAAAAAACCAAAAACGAAGUGUCCAAGCCGGCCGAGGUGCAGGGGAAGUACGUGAAGAAGGAGACGUCGCCUCUGCUGCGGAAUCUCAUGCCUUCAUUUAUCCGGCAUGGUCCAACAAUUCCAAGACGAACUGAUAUCUGUCUUCCAGAUUCAAGCUCUAAUGCCUUUGCAGCUUCUGGAGAUGGAAUAGUUUCAAGAAACCAUAGUUUCCUUAGAACUCCAAUUCAAAGAACACCUCAUGAAAUAAUGAGAAGAGAAAGCAACAGAUUAUCUGCACCUUCUUACCUUGCCAGGAGUCUAGCAGAUGUCCCUAGAGAAUAUGGCUCUUCUCAGUCAUUUUUAACAGAAGUUAAUUUUGCUGUUGAAAAUGGAGACUCUGGUUCCCGAUAUUAUUAUUCAGAUAAUUAUUUUGAUGGUCAGAGGAGGCACCCACUUGGAGAUCGAGCACACGAAGACUAUAGAUAUUAUGAAUACAACCAUGAUAUCUUCCAAAGAAUGCCACAGAAUCAGGGGAGGCAUGCUUCAGGUAUUGGGAGAGUUGCUGCUACAUCUUUAGGAAAUUUAACUAACCAUGGUUCUGAAGAUUUACCCCUUCCUCCUGGCUGGUCUGUGGACUGGACAAUGAGAGGGAGGAAAUAUUACAUAGAUCACAACACAAAUACAACUCAUUGGAGCCAUCCUCUUGAGCGAGAAGGACUUCCUCCAGGAUGGGAGCGAGUUGAGUCAUCAGAAUUUGGAACCUAUUAUGUAGAUCACACAAAUAAAAAGGCGCAAUAUAGGCAUCCCUGUGCUCCGAGUGUACCUCGGUAUGAUCAACCUCCUCCUGUCACAUACCAGCCACAGCAAACUGAAAGAAAUCAGUCCCUUCUGGUACCUGCAAAUCCUUAUCAUACUGCAGAAAUUCCUGAUUGGCUUCAGGUUUAUGCUCGAGCCCCUGUGAAAUAUGACCACAUUCUGAAGUGGGAACUCUUCCAGCUGGCUGACCUGGAUACAUACCAGGGAAUGCUGAAGCUGCUUUUCAUGAAAGAACUGGAACAGAUUGUUAAAAUGUAUGAAGCCUACAGACAGGCUCUUCUCACGGAGUUGGAAAAUCGCAAGCAGAGACAGCAGUGGUAUGCCCAGCAACAUGGCAAGAAUUUUUAAGUUAAUUUUUUAAAAAUAAAAUUUAAGUUUUAUAAGGGCUUUAAAAUACUUUCACAGAUUAAAAAAAACCUGCAAACAAGUACUUUGGUUAAUAAAGGCAGCUUACUUUUUUGGAAAUUAUAAAAUUCUAAUUUUACAUGUAUUUUGUUAUUAAAAAUAUUCUUUUAUUGAGAAAAAAAUGAGUUUAUCAUUUUAAGAGCCAACAUGGCAAACACUUCUAAAUGCUGUAUAUUUGGAAACUGCUUUGAAUAUUCUCGAUGGAGACAAAUGCAACAAGAAAUGUCAUUUAACCAGAUAUUAAAUAGGAAAUGAUCAGUUGUUAAACUCUCACAGUAGCAGUACCUUUCUUCAAAAAACAGAGAAUGAGAGAGAUAACCUAUGCAGUAUUUAAAAAAAUACGUUUACUGCUUUAGUGUGGAAUAUUGUCUGGAAUUGGAUGGUUUAAAUAUUACCAUUGUAUAGAGCAAAACAUAAAAUGGGAUUUGGGACCUUUAUUGUGAUAAAUUUUUAUAUGUAAUGUAUGGAGUCACCCCCCCCCCCGCACACGAAUGUAAAGACCCCUUUUAAAACAUGUUGAGAAAGUAUUUUUUGGUAUGAAAGGGUGAAGGGUCUAUAAUGUUUCAGGAAUAAAUUUAGGUAUAAGGCCUUAGCCUGUGUGGGAAAAGUGUGUACAGCACUCAAGAGUUGCUAACAUUACAGUACUUCCUUACUUUGGACUAGGGCUUUUAUGGCAUUUAGUAACAUGGUGCUGAUGAGACAGUGGAGGCUUUUCAACAGCAUAGCACGUUGCCAUCCCAACAGACUGGGUUGAACUGCCAAAAAUGACAAUCAGGGACUCAUUAAGAAAUCUUGGUCAUUAAAUUGAUGCUACAUAUCUUUUAUCUUCUAAGAGUUUGUCACAGAACUUUAAAACCCAGUAUUUCUCUCCCAGUUUUUUUUCCUUUGGUUUAAUAGUUAUUAAGACAUUGUUCAUAAUUAGCACAGUACGUUUGAUUGCAGGCAAAUUUAUGGCAUGUCUAGCCAAAAAUCUCUAGAAUUCUGUGAAUUUCAAAACUUGUUGAAAUAGCUCUUCAGUUAUAUUUACAUGUGUUGUAAAUAUGUAAAUAAAUUUUUAGUUUACGUAAUCUUCCAAAAUAUAAAGCACUCCCAGAUAGAUAUCAGUGAAUCUGAAUUAUUGAUAAAAUGUUGAAAAUGUUAAAUGUUUGAUUUUAUAUAACAAGCUUAUUAAAUAUAUUUUUGUGGAAACUAAA